AUUAUCAGUUAUCACGGCUCGGUCAGCGGGUGGGCAACCGACGCCACGACAGACCUGGCUUGGCUACAACUCGGCCGCACUGCUGGGUGCGAAGUGCUCUACUGGACGAGUGGCCGCCAGUUCAGGAGGACCAGUGGAUACAGACGAUUCACGUGGCAAGGAGUCGCAGACAUACAGCAGUGACUUUGCGGAACAGGCUUCUUUUCACGUGGAAAUAUGUUACUGGAUGUAAAGGGUAUGACUCCUGAGCAUCGUAGGUAGGAAGUGUACUAGAAGGGAGUAAACUAGUGGAGUGAUGUGGGGAUACUAUCAUUGUGAUCGGUAAAUCGGCACACAUUUUUGCUACGAUCGCUAUCGUUCACUAGUGCGGGUGUGAAGACUUGUGUAACUCGUCUUGAUGUUCCUGGCGUUCUAGCACCGUGGCAGUGACAUCGACUCUUGGUGGUGGACAGUGAUGUGUGACUUGUGCAAGGGCAGGCGACGCCCACGCCCUGUAGGACUGCGAUGGGCACUGGUGACGUCGGCAGCGUUGCUGGUCUGCCUCUGCGUGCACCGCACGUGGUACACACGGUCGGUCUUCUGGGAAGACGACGUGGCGGCGGCGAGCGCGCCUUUCACGUAUCGCUUCUCCAGCAACAACCAUCCUUUCCCAGGAGUCGCGCUGUCCGAGGUGAGCGUGAAGUGCUUACCACGCGGCGCCGUGACCGUGCGCUCUGGCGGCCGCCUGGGGAACCUCAUCAUGGAGUUCCUCUCCCUCUGGACGGCUGCGCGCCUCCACAACCUCACCGCCUUCGUCCCGUCGCAGCUGCGCGAUCGCCUCCACGAGGUGUUCGAGCCGCUGGGCGUGCCGGACACGGUCGAGUUCCUCUCGCAAUCGGGGUGCCCCGAGGACGCCAUGGAGGAGGCUCACCGGCGCCUCUUCAAGGUCGACCUAGAGACGGUGUCGCUGGCGGAGGUUGUCGCACGGGCCAAGGAGCUGCACGUGCCCAUCGUCUUCGAGAUGUGGAUCAUCCUGCCGGAGACGAUAAUUCCACUGGCUGCCGACGUGAGGCGCCGCUUCCGCUACCGGCCGAAGCUACGCGAGUACGCAGAGAACAAGCUGCGGUCACUCAGGAGGACCGUUCUCGAGGCCAAUCCUAACGUCAAGGAGGUGGUGUUCGCGGGCGUGCACGUGCGGCGCACCGACUACGGGGACCACCUGCGGCUGCUGUACGACUCGGACCGGCCGGCGGACGAACGCUACUACGGCCGCGCCGCCCUCUGGCUCAGCUCCACGGUGGUGCCCUCAGGCGGUGAACUUGUGCUGGUGGUGACGUCUGAUGACCCGUACUGGGUGCAGGAUGUUCUGUUGCCACACCUGCGAUCCCUGGGUCUGCGACAUACCUUCCUGAUGGGGGAUGGCCUGCUGGACGAGCCGGAGUGGGAUCUGGCACUAUUGUCCGCCUGCAACCACUCUGUGCUUGCCUAUGGUACCUUUGGCCUCUUGUCAGCCCUAAUGACUGGCGGGCGCGCCGCCGUCUACCACCUGCAACGAGGAGACGCCGUGUCGCCUGCCAUGCAGUUUGCACAGCACAUUACUGGUUGGGUCGCCAUCUCGCAGUGAGGAUCUUAAGAUGGAGGACGGGCAGUAGCCGUCUCUCUACUAGCACCACAACGAUGUCAUUUCAUAUACAAAGUAUCAGUGCUUUGUACACCAGAAUAUUGAAUGUAGUACUAUCAUAACAAUCUUCUGAAACUGUAAAAGGACUGUAAAUCCAGUGUAUCAUCGUAACUAUGGUAGAGAUUCUUGUACACAAAUUAAAGCAAGAACCCAUUACAUCUUCAGUUGGUACACUCAUUCCAAUGUUGGAAACUAUUACUGCCUUUUCUUUCUCCACAAAUGAGAAUUUGCAAACUUCAUAUUCAUUGUUAACAUACGCAUUACGAAAAGUACACAACAUUAAGCUCUCCAAUGGUAAAACUCUGCUGAUUGUGUGAAGUAUGUUCUAAUUUUUGUGAAAAAUUUCAAUUCACUGUGAGAAAAAUGGACUUCUUCCUUCGCACUUGAAAUUAACUCAAACAAUUGGGAAACACAUUCAUUUACUGAUACCACAAUACAUUUUGUCUUCAUGUGUAGUUUAAUUGCAGAUGAUCUUGUUUGGAAAAGAAUUCUCCUAAAUAGCUAAAAUUUCUUUUAUACUUUAUAGCCAGCAAAAAAUAAGCUACCUUUUGCUUCAUUUUCAAAUGUGUCUAUGUUUUCCAUGCUUUAUAUUCAGAAUGAUAAUUUGUUUGCCCAGAUGAUCAAUUUGUUUUGAAUAGUUACUGGUAUUUGUGUGUUUCAUGCUUAAUUUGUAAGUUAUUAAAAAUUACUACUCACUCCUGGGAAACAGUAGUAAUAGUAGGUAAUAGUAGUAAUAGUAGUAGUAGUAGUAGUAGUAGUAGUACCUUUAUUCACCUGUAGAUCUCGUUUUACAACGAUAUAGGACAUGUCAAAGUAUUAACAAGUUUAGACCAAUUUAAAAUAACCUAAUUCGUAUACACAUAUAUUUACAAGCUUCUAGUUAGAGACAAUCAUUAGAUUUACUCCUGGUAUACAAUACUUUUUUAAAAAAUAACUUAUUUAAUAAUGUAACGCCACACUGUUCACUCACAUCUCACUAUCAGUCACUGUACAGUCUCUAUGCACAUUUUUUUUCAUAACACUUCACUCACUACACACUCAA
Messenger RNA from Schistocerca gregaria, 2702 nucleotides. Its product is annotated as galactoside alpha-(1,2)-fucosyltransferase 2-like. Bases 455 to 1603 code for a protein of 382 amino acids. The record is from RefSeq and is a predicted model, not a curated record. NCBI's taxonomy places the organism in Eukaryota, Metazoa, Arthropoda, Insecta, Orthoptera, Acrididae. Gene Ontology annotation, molecular function: galactoside 2-alpha-L-fucosyltransferase activity. Gene Ontology annotation, biological process: carbohydrate metabolic process. Gene Ontology annotation, cellular component: membrane. The transcript is spliced from 6 exons.